AUCUUUUCAACCACAGGUACGUUUCCAUUUCUAGCUGCUUCCAAUAGUUCCUGGUCUUUUCCCAUAUCACAAACUUUUAUCUGAAUGACACUAAGCACAAUUUAAUCACACAAAUCAUAAUUGAAGCACACUAUCACAAAUUCAUUGAUCCAUCACUGCCAUUUUCGGAGCUGUACAGCGCUGCGGUGGCUAAAACUGUAAGCAAAAUCUGUAAUCAGUUGUCAACGUUGUCACUGGAGUGUUCAAAGAAGCAGAAGAUCAAUGAAUUAUGUUUUUGCUAGUUCUUUUUCAAAACUAUCAUUCACUUUAUCAUUUUAAACCUAAAAAAUUUCAAAUUAUUCUAUAAACUCGUGAUUCUCUGUAAUUUAUCCAUUGUGAAACUUGUUUGAGGACGAUGAAUUGCUAUAGUUUUUCAAUUUUUAGGUUAUGUGUGCUUAUCGCAUUCAUUUCAAGUUCAAUAAACUUCGAAAAUGUGGCUGGCAUUUUGAAUGGAAAUGAUAGUUCUGUCAUUAAUAAUCUAAAUAAAGUCACUACAAUCCGUAUGCCACUGGCAAGUGUCAAGUUGAAAUCUUCAGGAGAAGUUCUAGUUCAGAAUAUAAAUGUUGUCAGUCCAUUUACAACUGCUGUACUAAACAUAACCAACAUUGAGAGUGAUGUCAAUUUUUUUGUAACUGAAGUUCACUCGCAUUUGCAUAAUAUUACUCUCGGUUAUCAUGUGGAAUUGGUGCCUCAUACCUAUAUUGUGGGCACUAAUAUUGGCUUGGUCACUGUUAGAAAUGGUGCCUCCAAUGUACAACUUUAUCUCCAGAACUUCAAUUUAGUUGAAGUCACAGCUAUGAUCACUAUUAUUGGAUACAAUAAAUUCGCUCCAAUCCCGGGUGGUUGCAACAUGGAAUUCCCGGUACCAAUUUCACCAUUUCUCAUGGUAACCGAAACUGAUUCCAUGAUAAUAGUAGACAGUCAACCAGCCGCUGAUGCUAUGAUACCACAAUACCAAUGCUUGGCACCACUCAGAUACGAUAUCUACCAAAUGUACAUGCCAGAAAAAGAUCUCAGCGUCGACACUUAUUUCAAUUCUAUGAAGAAAAUGAUGACUGUCAAUGAUAUCAAGACUAACGGGAGGAAGGUAUCGCCAUCUCUACUGGGCAGCGUAAUGCAAAGAGUGUACAGCGCCUAUACUGGUACAGGGUCGGUGUAUGCAGUGAUCGUCUCAUCAGGGUUUGACCGUGAGUCGGCCUAUGUACCAGCACAAACCUAUGCUUGUGGAUCUGCCGAGAACGGCAAUAGUAAAUGCGCUCUUCUUUCUUCGUCUUCCAAAUCUAGUCUACUAAUGUUGAUUGUAUUCUGCGCUGGUCUGGCUCUCUGCUAUACGGGCCAUGCUUAUUUCACGUUGGAACUUUUCAUAUUUGGAACAUUAACUAGCACCUUGAUUUUUGAUGUGCUGUUAACGUGGAUUUUUCCCAAUCAAGGAGUUUUGUUCCUAUCAGCUUUAACUGGGACAGCAUUUGGAAUCGUAUGGUGUCUCUUAUGGAUUAUUUUAGGAAUACCAAUUCUUUCCGUACUCCUACCUGUGUUAACAUGUGGUUACCUUUGUACUGCAACCUUAUUCUAUUUUCUGGCCGACUACAUAGAAACAUUACAAGAGGUACAGGAAAUCGACAUAAACUAUUGGCUAGCUAUAUUGUGUGGUACAUUAUCGUUCACAAUUUUCCUUCUAUUGAAACCAUGCGAAGCCAGCAUAAUAUCGUCGGCUUUUGUGGGCAGCUACAUGAUCAUAUUCCCAAUAGAUAAUUAUUUGGGAUCGAAUUUGAAAUUCAUCCUGGUCAAUACUAUUAGAAGAGCCACGGUUGAUGGAUUCAGCUCGGCUAUAACGAGUCCACCUUUCCAGUAUUCUGACUUCAUCCUGCUCAUCACAUGGUUUGCACAAACGGGGUUCGGCUACGCUGUACAGAGGGUGUCCCUAGUGGGAAGGCCCCCCUUUCCACACAACAGGAAGCUUCUCAGGAACGCCUCAACGCCCGAUGAGAGAUCUCCCCUGCUCAGACCCGGUGCAGUGUCCAAUGUCUAUGUAUCCAGUGCCACCAAUGAGUUAGUCCAACCGCAUACCACGUAACGUAUCGUCAAUUUCUAUUUGUUCUGGAUAAGUUACUAAAAAUUUGGGUGGUAAGUGUAGUGUAUCCUAUAAUUUUCCGAACUUGACAUUUUUGUGGCAAUUUAUGAAGGUAAUUGAAAAGUCAUCAUUAUUUUUAUUUGUGAUCUAUAUCCUUCAAGUAAUUUUUAGUUGUGAUCUACAUCCUUCAAGUAAUUUUUAGUCUAGUGGAUUUAUUCUUCAACUUAUAAUUAGUGUAUUUAGGUGCUUGUAAAGGGAAUAUAACCUUAUUUUGUUUUAUAUUAUUCUGUCUUAAUUCUGAAGAGGAAUGGUUGCUUCCUUGAUCAUUGCACUUUCAUUCCAUUUUACAAAAGUAUCAUUUGUAGUUGUAUUUGUACUCGAAUUUGUACCUGGAUUUGUAGGAACUUGUGAUGAAUGGAUAUAAUAAUUAAAUUUAAUCAUUAUCAAACGAAAAUCCCAAAAUAUAUCAUUAUAUUUAUUCUUAAUAGUUCGCUAUCAAAGUGUUUGUGAUGUUUUCAGAAACAUAAUAAUACAAUCUGUUUUGACUUGACCAGGUAUAAUAGUUUAAGAACAAUAAUAAUGAUAAAUAUAUUGGUAAUAAUAGUUUAAGAACAAUAAUAAUGAGAAAUAUAUUUUACCUAACUGCUAUGUCGUAAUUAGUUGUUCAAAAGUGAGAAAUAUAUUGUUGAAUGAGGGAUUAUUAAGUGAAAAAAUUGUUCAGAAGUGAUUUAUUCGGAUGUAAGGUAUGGAGUGUUGAAAAUUAUUGUUGGAACAAAAAUGGAAAUUUAACCUUCUCUUGAGAAUAUUCUAGAAAUAAAAAAUUAUUAUCAUCAAUCAAUCUAGUCGUACAAAUGUUAUAGUUUUCUGUACCUGAAAUAGUAUGAAAUGGAACAUCCUAGUCUCCAAAUCAUAGCAAUGGGAACAAUAUCAAUUUAUUUUUAAUGUGCAAUCUAUCUAUGGAAUAGAAUUCAGUGAUGAUAAUCUUGAAUAAGAAUUAUUUUUAAUUCUACAGCCGCUAUUGUGAUUGGAACGAUUUUUACAGUCAGCCUAUUUUGCAAGAAAAUUCCGUUAUAUUUUGAAAGAAAUUAUUAUUGAUUAUAUGGUAUUUCAAAGAAUAUUUUCAUCGAUUUUAUUCAUCAUUUUGUAUUUGUAAAAUCUCUAUCGUUAUUUUAAUCAUUUUUAUUUUUACAUUGUAUACAUUGUCUUUCAAUGAAAGAAGUCCAUUAUUAUCUAGUUUAACAUGUUGAACCUUUCAUUAUUUUAUAUUAUUUGAUUAUAAGUAAGGUACUUAGGUAUUUUAAGUUUGUUAUAGUAUAUUAGAUGCCAGUCAGCUAGUAUAUAACAGUUGAGUAGGUUUGUACCAGUUAGAUUUAGAUAAGUACAUACCAAUUAGAUUUUUAGAUUUUUCAUUACAUAUAUAUUUGAAUCUUACAGUUCUCACUGGAUAUUUUAUUUCUGUUUCUCCUUAUUUUUAUAAGUAUUUUUCAUCAAAAUCACUCAAUUUUCAAUCGUUUAACACUACGAAUCUUUCAAUGAUUAUCAAUAACUGUUCCAUGUACUGUGAAAGUGUCAUGUGUCGAUGUUUGACAAUGCUUCACAUAUCAAUUGCAAGACUGAAAUUAAAUGACAUCACUUUUUAGAUAAUAUGGUAGAGAAUGAAGACAAUUAAGUCGUUUCAACAACUUUCUAUUAUAAUAGCUUAUCUUUGAAAUAGUGUAUCUGUCUUCCAUCAGAAAUAGAGAUAAUUAUUUUCCAUGACUAAUUAUCAUCCAUGUCUUAUAUUUAUAAAUUUUCAUUGUAUAUUAUCUGUUGAAAUUCUAGGAAUUAACUUACUGAUAGAAUCUAUUACGUUGUCUUUUAUAAAAAUAUACAUUCCACAUGUGCCUAUUUUGUAUCAAAAUCACUGAAAUACUGUAUCUUAUUGUUAUGUAGAAAUAAAUAUUAUAAGAAGUGUAUUGAAAGGAAUUGAAUAAAUACUGUUAAUGCCUGUA
Molecule: messenger RNA, 4101 nt
Organism: Nilaparvata lugens (brown planthopper)
Lineage: Eukaryota; Metazoa; Arthropoda; Insecta; Hemiptera; Delphacidae
Product: transmembrane 7 superfamily member 3
Exons: 8
Coding region: 395-2113 (572 amino acids)
Source: RefSeq, a predicted model, not a curated record